AUGGCGCUCGAAACUUGGCUGACGAGAGUGAGAAAAACCAUAUCCAACACCCUGGACACUGCAAAAUCUUCAAGACAUAAAUCCAACGUCGGAGUUUUAUCGUUCGAAAUCGCCGGCCUCAUGUCGAAGCUUCUCCAUCUAUGGAACUCGCUUUCAGACGACACCGUAAUUCGCCUCCGUAACGAAUCGAUAUCGCUAGAAGGAAUCGGCAUGAUCGUCUCCGACGACGAGUCAUUCUUGCUGGAUUUACAAAAGCUUAUCGAUCUGCAGCAAAAGCUCCUAUGGCAAAAACAAGAGGUUAAGUGUUUAAAAGAGAAUUCCUUAUGGAGCAAAAGCUUCGACAUGGUUGUUUCCAUGCUGGUCAGAUCAGUUUUCACUAUUCUCCAAAGGGUCAAGCUUGUUUUUGGCCUCGGCCAUGGCUAUUAUCCAUCGUCUUUGCCUCGAAGCCCUUCGGCUUCUGCAACCGUGUACCCCACCGUAAACCCGAACACAUACAACUUCGUAUCGGGACCAUUGAAAGGUGGUCGUAAAAUCAAUUUUUUCGAAUCGAAUUCAAAGCUCCUAAAGCCUCCUUCGAGUACAUUAGGCGCAUCGGCGUUAUCGUUGCAUUAUGCAAACUUAAUCAUCGUGUUAGAGAAGAUGAUGAAUACGCCACAGUUGGUCGGCAUCGAAGCAAGAGAUGAUCUUUACUCGAUGCUUCCGAGCAGUAUCCGGUCAUCGUUGAGGGCGAGGCUAAAAGGAGUCGGGUUCACGGCGAGUGAUCCGGUGCUUGCAGGCGAAUGGAGAGUGGCCCUAGGUAGGAUAUUGAGCUGGUUGUCGCCAUUGGCACACAACAUGAUCAAAUUGCAAAAUGAAAGGAGCUUGGAGCACCAGAAUUCGUUGCCCAGAACAAAUGUGCUGCUUUUGCACACACUUUUCUUUGCGAAUAUAGACAAGACUGAAGCUGCCAUUACCGAGUUGCUGGUGGGUUUGAAUUACAUUUGGAGAUUCGAAAGGGAAAUGACAGCCAAGGUGUUGUUCGAAUGCAGUUAA
Molecule: messenger RNA, 1032 nt
Organism: Hibiscus syriacus
Lineage: Eukaryota; Viridiplantae; Streptophyta; Magnoliopsida; Malvales; Malvaceae
Product: protein PSK SIMULATOR 1-like
Exons: 2
Coding region: 1-1032 (343 amino acids)
Biological process (GO): positive regulation of growth
Source: RefSeq, a predicted model, not a curated record